GCAGUAAGCUACAAGGUCAGGUAGUUAAUGUAAGAUGGAAUAUGAAGACAGCAAAUGGAGAUUUUCUUUUGCAUUAUUGACUACAGCAAGCCUUUUGUGUAAACGUACCAGAAUCUAGGUUAAUGGGUAUACCAGAGCACCUGCAUAUUCUUCUGAUGAAUCUUUAUCACGAGCAAGAAGCUACUGCAAGGACUGAAUCUGGAGAACAAAGAGGUUCACAGUAGGAAAGGGAUGAAGGACAAAAAUGAGUUAUGCAGAAAAACCCGAUGAAAUCACAAAAGAUGAGUGGAUGGAAAAGCUCAAUAAUUUACACAUCCAGAGAGCUGACAUGAAUCGCCUAAUUAUGAACUAUCUUGUUACAGAAGGUUUUAAAGAGGCUGCUGAGAAGUUUCGAAUGGAAUCUGGAAUCGAACCUAGUGUUGAUCUAGAGACCCUGGAUGAAAGAAUAAAAAUUCGGGAGAUGAUCCUCAAAGGUCAGAUUCAGGAAGCCAUUGCACUGAUCAAUAGCCUUCAUCCAGAACUAUUAGACACAAACCGGUACCUUUACUUUCACUUGCAGCAGCAACAUUUAAUUGAACUGAUUCGGCAGCGGGAGACUGAAGCUGCUCUGGAGUUCGCUCAGACUCAGUUAGCAGAACAAGGAGAAGAGAGUCGGGAGUGUCUGACGGAGAUGGAGCGCACGCUUGCUCUUCUUGCUUUUGAUAAUCCAGAGGAAUCCCCUUUUGGAGACUUGCUCAACAUGAUGCAGAGGCAGAAAGUGUGGAGUGAAGUUAACCAAGCUGUGUUAGACUAUGAAAAUCGUGAGUCAACCCCCAAACUGGCUAAAUUACUGAAGCUACUACUGUGGGCUCAAAAUGAGCUGGACCAGAAGAAAGUAAAAUAUCCCAAAAUGACAGAUCUCAGCAAGGGGACAAUUGAGGAACCCAAGUAAAAUGUGCAGAUGGACACUAAAUCUCACAACUGCACAGUUAUAUGCAUUUUUAAUCAGUCUGUGACUGAAAUAUUUUUACUACAGUUCAGGACUUUGCAAUUUGGUUGUGUGUUUUGUUUCUCUCCUUGGCAAGCAUACUUUUAAAGGGAAGGGGUCCCUUUUUAAAUGCAGCAAACUGGCAUUGGAAAAGCAUUACAUCACUCUGACCAUCUGACUUAGGCUACGCACUGUCAUAUUUUUUAGCCAAAUACCAGGUUCUUUUUUAAAUACUGAGCUGAAGGUUUGCAGUGUCCGGCCGCUGAAACAGAUUUUGGUGGCCGGUGAAUUAAUGUUAAAACUCUUGGCAACUCUCCAGUUAAAAAAUCUGUUUUUCACUUGAACAUGGACUUAUUUUCUGUGUUAAUUUAUAGCCAAAUAUGCAUUCCCUAUUUAUAAGCUAGCAAUUGGUUAAAGUGAUCAUUUUGUAAACUUCCUGGCCGUGUUGUUUUCUGCAUAGACUAUAGUAUAGAAAGCUUGUAAGCUGUAACUGAAAAUAACUGCCCUUGCUUUUCACACCUUGGUGACUUAUUUAUAUGGGGCUGAAUGUUAUAUUCAUGAUGGGCCUAGUUCUCUCAGAAGUGUUGCUAAAAAUAAAAGCAUUUUCUUUUGUAGUUUUCAAGAAUGACCAAAAUAGCCUCUGAAGAACGACAUUAAAUCGCAUUAUAGUUAGGCGUUCUUUCCCCAGAGUUUUAUUUUUGUUCCAUUUCUUAAUACCAGUUGCAGUCAUUAUACUGCUUGGGGUGAUAGUUGCAGCCUUAAAGCCAGUAAUAUAUUUAUGGAUGGUAUGAAAGAUGGAAAUAAUGUUAGCCAUUCCCAGUAAGAAGAAAUAGCUUAAUGUAGACCCACUGGAAUAGUAUAAACAGGGGCUAUAAUUUUUAAAUGAUGGAAUUAUUUUAACAGUUUCUUAUCUUGGGUAAAUAGCACUCUGACUUUACAAAUCUCCUCCCUAGAGCUCCCAUCUUUAUGGUGGGGUAUUGUUAUAAUGAUUAGGAUUUAUUUCUGCCCCUGUUAAAGACCCCGUAAUUCCGUGAGUUAUGUCUUACUCAAUUGCUGCAUUGCAGUCUCCUUUUUGGAUGGUCAAUAUCAUGCAAGGCUGUUUUAAAAGCAUCAUUCCCCUAUUUGGCUGGUAGUAAUAAGUGCUAACCUGACCGGUUUCAAGAUUAUCAUCCUGCAACUAAAUCAAUUAAGUCGUCUCCAAGCCUGGGUAUCUAAAGUAGCCAAGCCGUUUACGUUACUGCUACCUAGCAGCAAUCCCCCUUUCUGUGCUCAUUUUACACAGGAGUACCUUUCUGGUGGAUGGGAAAAUACAUAGAGUAGCCAUCUAGGAGCAGCCUCCUAAUGCUUGGUGGGUAAAUGAGCAAUCUAUAGAAUGCAAACGUUUGGCUUUCGGCAAGUUUGUUGCUACUGCAGUUGCUUGGUGUAAUCAAUCUUUGCAUAGGCCACCAGAAGCGUCUCUAUAUUCCUCCUAGAAACAAUUGAGACUGACCCAGGAAGGCUUCCUGAGGAAGAUAAAGGUUAUGUACUUGUAUGCAGCUAGAUUCUGGAUGAGGCCAAUGGGUAGACUAGUGUUACAGUAGUUCAAAGAUAAGAUGGCACUUGUGUUUUGCACUGAUGCUUGUACAACUUAUCAUCAGAGAGAAAGCUCUGACAGAACAUUCUUAACAUUUUUGGAGAUCUCUCAACAUGGGAUUGAUUGCCACUGCUUUUAGUGUCCCGGAUUGCUUUAUUCCUGAGAAAUGUUUCCUAAUGACUCGGCCUGAUAAGUUCUUUUAACUGACUGAGCACAGCUAUGCUGAAAGUCAUAAGGUCUAGGCCUUCUUCAAAUAUGACCAAUUUAUCUUUCCUUUCCUAGCAGUGUAGAAAGUUUAAAGGAUCAGCUUUCAGUGUGACAUUGACCAACAGUUGGUUUCUCCACCAGAAAUCCUGUGUGGCAGCCAUGUUUAAGAGGCCUCCUUUCUGUUUAGAGCAUUGUGUUUAAGCCAUGGCUGCAUAAUAACUGGAAUUUACACUAUUUUGUUUAAGAGCCAAAUAUGCGAUACAACUAUGACAAUUUAGAUAAUGGGUAUUAAUUUGGUUUUUGUUAAAACAUCUCACACUGAAGCAGCUUUAAUCUGUAAAGGUUUUUGGGGGGUAACGUUAGAGAAGAAUAUUUAAAAUGGUAUGAAAGAAAGCUAUGCAUUUUACAGAGCGUGCAAGGGUGUAGUCCCCGUGGUACUUUUAGGGAUCUUUAUAUUCACAUGUAUAUAAAAUAGUUUGCAUAUACAAAUUAUAAUAUAAUCAAUUUGAAUUAUUCUCAGAUGGGGAGGGUGUAAAAUAUAACUUAUGAAAAUAUUAUUCACAAAAAAACACAGCCCUCACUACAUAAAUGAAUUUUUGUCAUACACAUGAAAAAUGUCUUACUUAGUGGCUGUGAAAAAUGGUUGCAAUUUAUCUCCAUAAUGUUAGAUCGCCACUCUUAACUGCUUAGCAUUAAAUACGACUUUGAUCAAUACAUUUCACAUUUGGUUUUUCUUCUAGUUUCUUCUUAUGAACCUCUUUGUAGAAAUAAUGUUUCAGAGAAUGUAAGUGUUCUAAAUCACUCCUAUCACUGUGAGUAAUUUUUGCAGUCCACGUGGAGUAGAUUUAUAUUUUGUGUACUUUGCGUGUGUUUUUGAAGGGUGUGCAAAACAUUUCAAAUUCAAAAUGUUUUGAGUUCAAAGUGGAUUGUUCUAGCUACUCCAGAAGGGAUCCAAGUUUGAAAGGUAGGCUCAACUUUCACAGCAACAUACAUAAAUAACAUAAAAAUAAUGCUGAUUUGUGUGGGUUUUUUUGGGAAAGAGCCAUGCUUAGUAGGACAAUUUUUGGAAUGAAUUAAAAUGAGGCAAAGCAGCACAUCUUAAAGGUAAUGUUCAUGUGAAGUAGUAAAUUAAGAGAUUGUAGAGUUUCCCUUCUCUUCCAAGAUUGUGGCUGUUACAAUAUUUUGGAUCCAGACAUGCUUUUGACAGAUAGAAAGCUCCCUCUGUCUGUAGGAAGCAGCCCGACACGAGGCAGGCUUAUUUCUGAAGAAAGAGAGAGAGAUGUUCAUUUCAUGUACCCUCCAGAACUGACUUUCAGGAAUUUGCUAGGAGGGCAAUAGUAGCAACAUGGAGAAUCCCUUCCUCCAUCCCAGUUCUUGACUUUAAAGCAAUCUUUGUGUAAUUGUGGUGCAUUUAUCAUUUGGAAAAUAAACCAUAUUAACCCUA
Python bivittatus (Burmese python) is the source of this 4191-nucleotide messenger RNA. RefSeq names its product GID complex subunit 8 homolog (gene GID8). NCBI's taxonomy places the organism in Eukaryota, Metazoa, Chordata, Lepidosauria, Squamata, Pythonidae. Gene Ontology annotation, molecular function: protein binding. The record is from RefSeq and is a predicted model, not a curated record.